AUGCUAUGUCAUAGUCUUAGCAUUAUCCAUGUUAACAUGAGAAAGUUGGUCUACUUUGUUCACUUGCCAUGUAAAAACGUGCAAUGCAAUAAUGGUGUAAAUGUCUGUUAUAUAUUUGAAUCCAUUCAUACCCUCUGGCCAUCGGCUAUCAUCACCGGUGAUCAUAUCUACGCCGUCGUACAGAUUGCGGGCCAAUUCGUCGGUGUUGUUGGACAGCGGGAACCGACCGGCGAUACCACUGAUUACUACAUCGAAUAA
This is a messenger RNA of Medioppia subpectinata, 258 nucleotides long. The record is from the annotation of a GenBank genome assembly. Lineage: Eukaryota; Metazoa; Arthropoda; Arachnida; Sarcoptiformes; Oppiidae.